This is a messenger RNA of Paramisgurnus dabryanus, 2407 nucleotides long. NCBI's taxonomy places the organism in Eukaryota, Metazoa, Chordata, Actinopteri, Cypriniformes, Cobitidae. The record is from RefSeq and is a predicted model, not a curated record.
GGUUGGAAAAAAGUGCAGAGGAAUCCACAGGCAGAUUUUGGGAAACAUUUAACUGCAUGGAGCCCAUCAGACUGGAGAAUGAAGAUCUCUGCUGUGGUCAUAGUUCUCCUGACUAAUGUCUUCUUUGGAAAUGUUUGCACAGCUAUCAAUGCCACAGUCACUCCAUCUCCAUUCACACUUGUGGCCGAGGGGGACAACAUCACCUUGUCCUGUCAGGUGAGCCAGCGGCGCAGGUCAGCGAGCAUGCCCGUGGUGCGCUGGAUGUUCCAGCCCGAACGGGGAGGAGAAGAGCUGCUGGUGGUGAAAGUAAACAUGCGGAAAGAAAAGUUUUACGGGAACUACACCAAGAGCUUCCAUGGGCCCAAAAUGAAACUGACAGUGGUAAAACAGGGGAAGAUAUAUAACCUCCUCAUCAUGAACAUCACUAAACAAGACAGAGGUAUUUACAGCUGUAGGGUCCAAGAGUUUAAAUGGCACCAGGAACGUUGGAAAGCUUUAACCAACAGCUCAGCGUCCACACAUGUCAGAGUCCAUGUUCUCCCAGCUGAGAGACCAAAGGAUGAGCUGUGGAGUCUGUUUGAAGAUGUAUAUUUGUGUGCUGUGCUGGUUUGUUGUGUUGGACUUUUGUGCAUGUGUAUGUUUACUGUAGCUGUGAGUUGUCAGUAUCUGCAGAGGAAGAGACGUUUAAAAGAAAACUAUCAUUUGGUCAAGAGCCCACAGAACAGCUCAGGCGAGACGGUCACCAGUGUAGUCAGUCUGUCUCCUGCUCUUCCCAAAAAAGAAAGGAAGUACAAGAAAAAGAAAAGUGUGGAGCAGCCAGAUGUACCACCAGAGAUACCGGCUAAAGCCCCUAUUGCAGACAAAAUGCGGAAGCCAAAGCUUUUAAAACCUCAAACCAGAAAAGUGGUUUUGCCCAAAAUUGCUGAGGAGAGUCUGACAUAUGCUGUACUUGAACUAAUGAAGCCAUUGCCUGAUGCCCAAACUGCCAAGACAGGAACUGUGUAUGCUCAGAUACUCUUUGAGGAUAAGCCGGUGUAGACUAAAACCAUUUACUUUAUUAUUUAUAACAACAUAUAGUAAUACUGAUUUAGGUUAGCAUUGAUUUUCUCUUCUGCUUAAACAUUGUUUAUUUUCACACACUACCUAAGAGGAAUUGUACAUAUUGUAUAUGCAUUCUUUUUAUCGAAGUUUUUUUGUUAUCUGUGACUUUCCAAAAUGUUUAAUAUUUAAUAUAGGCCACAUGCAAAACAGCACUCUGAGCAACCCCACAACAGACUAAGGGCUUAUAAUUGAGGAUAACACUUCUGAUCUACAUACAAGAAUCAGCUCCCUACCCAAAAUGUAUAAAAACUAUACACUGUAAAAGAAAUGCACCAUGAAGUUAAAACAACUUGGUUAUGCAAGUCAAUUUUACUUACUAUUUUAGGUUUUCACUUUAUAAAAACAAGUUGAAACUGUUUAACUUAUUUGUUAAAGUUAAAGUACCAUAAAAAUAUAUGUUGACAAAAAUGUUUUUUUACAGUGUAGUGCACGAAAUAGAGAUAGGAUACAGGACAAGCUGAGCAGAAUGAGACACAGCCGUUGUUUUCAUCAUCUUAUGCUUUCAUGUUAGAUGAGAUUAUGAAUACAUUUUUAUUACCUGUACAUUUGAUCACAUUAUUUUAAGCAAUUGUAAUGGAUUAGCUGCAAGACACAACAGCUGCCAGUGCACAAGCUUGUAAAUGUUCUUUGCAUUUACAAAUCCUCGGGAUAAUGUAAGUACACAAGUGCAUGAGAUAUAUUACACUGUGAAAGUGGUUUUUGAACUAAAGUCGUACAUAUUGUGGCUUUAAAACAUAGCAACCAACUUUUGCAUUCCCUAUGGUUUUGGGAUUAGUACAAGUUCCGGAUUGACGGCAUCUGAAGCAUGCUGUCAAUAACCACAAAUUCAUUUUAACUUAGCUUUCAAUAACAAACAAAAGUUAUGCUUUAAAUAAUGCAACAAUUAUUAAAAAGUGGGUGAAACAUAGCUUUGCUAAAGUGCCUACAUGUUUUAUAAAAUUCUGCAUUAUUUGAGAUGUUAAGUUUUCCCAAAUAAGCCGCAGUUUAUCUUGCAUUUAACCCAGAAAAACCCUAUACAUUUCCAUCAAAAUCAUUGAAUUCAUAGAGCUGCUAUGACUUUAUCACAAACUUCCAACGUGCAAGAAAGUUAUCUUACUGUGAAAUGAAAAAGGCCCCUUAAACCACAUCGAGCACAACCAGGGCCGCUGCCUUUACCACUAACAAGAACCAUCUGUGAAUUUAGUACAGAGACCCCAUGCUCAACACAAGCAAAAUCACAUACUGCAAGGUUUUUCGUUUCUCUGUCAUUUUAUUUUGUAAAUGUACUGUAAAUUAAACAUUUCUUAAUAAAGUACUGAAUAUUUCA